AGAAACCGCAGCCGGAUCUGGAUCCACGUCAUGGGCUUUAUCCAGAAGGCGGGCCGCGAAGUGGUUGCUUUCUGUAAGAUAAGCAAUCGGAUUCGGAAACUUCAGAUACGAAAUAUCCCACCACACUUACAGUGGGAGGUGCUGGAUAGUUUACUAGUCCAGUAUGGAGUGGUGGAGACCUGUGAGCAAGUGAACACUGACUCGGAAACUGCAGUUGUAAAUGUCACCUACUCCAAUAAGGACCAAGCUAGACAAGCCUUAGACAAACUGAAUGGAUUCCAGUUGGAGAAUUUCACCUUGAAAGUUGCCUACAUCCCUGAUGAAGUGGCUGCCCAGCAGACCCCCUCGCAGCAGCCCCGCGGCCGCCGUGGUCUCGGGCAGAGAGGCUCAUCGAGGCAGGGCUCCCCAGGCUCUGUGUCCAGGCAGAAACCAUGUGACUUACCUCUGCGCCUGCUGGUUCCCACCCAGUUCGUUGGAGCCAUUAUAGGAAAAGAAGGUGCCACCAUUCGGAACAUCACCAAACAGACGCAGUCCAAAAUCGAUGUUCAUCGUAAAGAGAAUGCUGGGGCUGCUGAGAAGUCAAUUACUAUCCUCUCUACCCCUGAAGGCACCUCUGCAGCUUGUAAGUCUAUUCUGGAGAUUAUGCAUAAGGAAGCUCAAGAUAUAAAAUUCACAGAAGAAAUCCCAUUGAAGAUUUUAGCCCAUAAUAACUUUGUAGGCCGUCUUAUUGGUAAAGAAGGAAGAAACCUUAAAAAAAUUGAGCAGGACACAGACACUAAAAUCACAAUAUCUCCAUUGCAGGAGCUGACAUUGUAUAAUCCGGAACGCACCAUUACUGUUAAAGGCAGUGUUGAAACAUGUGCCAAAGCUGAGGAAGAGAUAAUGAAGAAAAUCAGGGAGUCUUAUGAAAAUGAUAUUGCUUCCAUGAAUCUUCAAGCACAUUUAAUUCCUGGCUUAAAUCUGAAUGCCUUGGGUCUGUUCCCACCCACUUCAGGGAUGCCGCCUCCCACCUCAGGGCCCCCUUCGGCAAUGACGCCUCCCUACCCACAGUUUGAGCAAUCAGAAACUGAGACUGUGCAUUUGUUCAUCCCAGCCCUAUCAGUCGGCGCAAUUAUCGGCAAGCAGGGCCAGCACAUCAAACAACUCUCUCGCUUUGCAGGAGCUUCAAUUAAGAUCGCACCAGCUGAAGCGCCAGAUGCUAAAGUGAGGAUGGUGAUUAUUACUGGACCACCAGAGGCUCAGUUCAAGGCUCAGGGAAGAAUUUAUGGAAAAAUUAAAGAAGAAAACUUUGUUAGUCCUAAAGAAGAAGUGAAACUUGAAGCUCAUAUCAGAGUGCCAUCCUUUGCUGCUGGCAGAGUUAUAGGAAAAGGAGGCAAAACGGUGAAUGAACUCCAGAAUCUGUCAAGUGCUGAAGUUGUUGUUCCUCGUGACCAGACACCUGAUGAGAAUGACCAAGUGGUUGUCAAAAUAACUGGUCACUUCUAUGCUUGCCAGGUUGCCCAGAGAAAAAUUCAGGAAAUUCUGACUCAGGUAAAGCAGCACCAACAGCAGAAGGCUCUGCAAAGUGGACCACCUCAAUCAAGGCGGAAGUAAAGGCUCAGGAAAAGCCCACCACAGAGGCAGAUGCCAAACCAAAGACAGAUUGCUUAACCAACAGACGGACUCUGACCCCAUCCAGAAUCACAUGCACAAGUUGUUACCUAGCCAGUUGUUUCUGAGGACCAGGCAACUUUUGAACUCCUGUCUCUGUGAGAAUGUAUACUUUAUGCUCUCUGAAAUGUGUGACACCCAGCUUUUAAAAAAUAAAAGAAAAAGAAAAGUAAGGGGGAGAGGGAGAGAAAGAGCUCUGCACUUCCCUUUCCAUAGUCUCACAGUAUAAUGAAUAUUCUAAUUUUUCUUAAUAUUUCCCCCAUACUGCCAGAAAUUGGCUUAAAUGGUGCAUUCAUAAAAUUCAUCGAAUAAAUUAAAAAGAUUGCUCUUAAAUCCAAUUGUUAAAAUUGGAUCAGAAAUCAGAAUAGAAUUAUCACAGGAACUUGAGAUGUUAAGCCAUUAGUGUAGAAAAACUUUUAUUUUUAAUCUAACACUAACACAACCUAAGGGAAGUGCUGAAUGGUGUUGGCAGGGGUAUUAAAUGUGCAUUUUUACUCAACUACCUCAGGUAUUCAGUAAUACAGUGAAAAGCAAAAUUGUUCCUUUUUUUGAAAAUUUUAUAUACUUUA
Fukomys damarensis (Damara mole-rat) is the source of this 2219-nucleotide messenger RNA. It is a transcript of the gene Igf2bp3, whose product is annotated as insulin like growth factor 2 mRNA binding protein 3. NCBI's taxonomy places the organism in Eukaryota, Metazoa, Chordata, Mammalia, Rodentia, Bathyergidae. The coding region runs from base 31 to 1593 and encodes 520 amino acids. Gene Ontology annotation, biological process: regulation of gene expression; nervous system development. Gene Ontology annotation, molecular function: mRNA 3'-UTR binding. Gene Ontology annotation, cellular component: cytoplasm; cytosol; nucleus. The record is from RefSeq and is a predicted model, not a curated record. The transcript is spliced from 14 exons.